AGCUGCUUGCGGACUAACCUCAUUCUCCGCAAAUCGUUUUCGAACGGUGCAUUUGUAGAGUCAGCAAUCGUUCAGUGACUUUGUUUUUAUUUCGCUCUUAGCGGCUGUUUUUUAAAUUGCGACUAAAACUUUUUUAUUUUUUUUUUAAAUGACGAAAUGGAAGUAUCAAACAAUAACUUUACAAUGAAUGUGAAUGAGAUUAAUUUAUCUCUGAAUGGUUGUGGAUAUUUGGGAAUUUAUCAUGUCGGAGUGUGCAGUUGCAUCAAAAAAUAUUGUCCUCAAAUUCUAAAAAAUAAAAUAUCCGGCGGAUCCGUGGGUGCUUUAGUUGCUUGUGCUUUUCUAUGUGAUGUGCCUUUGGAUGUGUGUGCAAGAUACGUGUUCGAUGUUUCCAUGAAAGUUCGAAAUGGUAUUCUAGGUCCAAUGUCACCUGAUUUGAAUAUCAUGGGUGUUCUUUAUGAAAGCAUGAAUGCAAUGCUUCCUCCUGAUGCCCAUAGUAUUUGCGAUGGGAAAUUACAUGCGUCUGCAACCCAUUUCGAUUCUGGUAAAAAUGUUCUUUUAAACAGUUUCAGCAGCAGAGAUGAGCUACUAAGGUCAUUAAUGUGUAGCUGUUUUAUUCCUCUCUAUUGUGGUUAUGAACCCCCCUGCAUAGAUGGUGAGAGAUACGUAGAUGCGGCUUUAAGCAACAAUUCACCUUGGCUGAAUAAAUAUACCGUGACUGUGGCACCUUUCUCUGGAAAUUCUGAUAUAUGUCCAGAAAACGAUGGAAUGUUCCUAAAAGCUUUUACUUUAUCUAAUACAAGUAUUGGUCUGUCUCCUAAAAACAUGUACAUGCUGUUCCGAGUCCUUUUCCCUGCAGCUCCCGAGAUUCAGAAAGAGAUAUGCCAGCAAGGUUUUGAUGAUGCCCUACGAUUCUUAAGAGAUAAUGGUUUAGUACCUUGUCCUGAUUGCCAAGGUAGCGGAAAACCAGAUCACUUAAGCUGUAAACCUCCGAAAGAUACAGUUCAGCCUGAAAUCACGAAUGAAAUUGAGCGAGCUAUUGUGGAAUUUAACAAGGAUUUUGGAUACAGACUUCUGCAGUAUCGUUCGAUGAAAAUAUUGUACUACUUUAACAUGCCCUCCAUUAUUACGGCAAAAGUUGCAUAUAUUGCCAUUUCAAUGAUUUUGCAAAAAGUUCAAAAGAGAGCUGGUUUGGAUGACAGAUGGAAGACUUUCUUGAAUGUAUUGAAGGGAGGAUUAUAUGGGCCAAGAUCAGCUCAACUAAAAUGAAUCAGAACUUUAGAAGAAAUCUUCACAUUGAAAUUUGUGUUUGCAUGAUUCAAUAUGAGAACUGCAACUGGAAUAAAGCUGAGACCUACGCCGUAUGAAUCAGUGACGUCAAGCAUUUUUUGCUUAUGUGGCUAUAUUUUAUGAAUAAUCAUUCCAAAAACAAUUUUGUUGAUUUAUGUUGAGCAUAUUAUGUUUUAUUUUGCUUAUGCCAAAAUUUAUUUUUGUGUCAUGUUGGUUUGAUCAAAAAGUAUAGUGCAUAAAAACCCUAAAAAUUGCUAGUCGAAAAUUUCAUUUCUUCAAUGAAACUGUCAUAGACUGCUAUUAUUUAAAAUUAAUGCACUUUUGUUUAUACAGAAUGGCUAAAAUAAAAUCAGGAAGUUAGAAUAUAUUUCCAGCUUUUCUGUGUUUUUUGAAUUUGUCGGUUUUUUAAGCCACUCUGUAUAGAGCUGUUAAAAGUUAGCUAAAUCAAACCACUAGUCUUUCUUGUUUGUGAUCUCUUUAAAACGUUAGUUACUUGUUAUUGCCAUUUUAAGAAGUUGUCUACUUAUAUUUUAAUGCAUACUAUUAACAAUUUCAGUCUUUACUGAAUAUUUUUUAUUUCAAACUUUUAUUAACACUUUGCAUAUAUUAAUGAAUUAUAACUCAAAACUGAAUGUGUUCUUUUGAAACUGUUAUAUAAGAAUUUGGCUGUGCCAUCAUUGUCUAAUGCUCUUACUGCAUUUAUUUGAACAAUAAAUGUUUUAAAAGUAAAA
This is a messenger RNA of Parasteatoda tepidariorum (common house spider), 2018 nucleotides long. Its product is annotated as patatin-like phospholipase domain-containing protein 4. NCBI's taxonomy places the organism in Eukaryota, Metazoa, Arthropoda, Arachnida, Araneae, Theridiidae. Gene Ontology annotation, cellular component: membrane; cytoplasm; lipid droplet. Gene Ontology annotation, biological process: triglyceride catabolic process; lipid homeostasis. The record is from RefSeq and is a predicted model, not a curated record. Gene Ontology annotation, molecular function: triacylglycerol lipase activity.